Molecule: messenger RNA, 1791 nt
Organism: Fusarium tjaetaba
Lineage: Eukaryota; Fungi; Ascomycota; Sordariomycetes; Hypocreales; Nectriaceae
Product: diaminopropionate ammonia-lyase
Exons: 4
Coding region: 1-1791 (596 amino acids)
Molecular function (GO): hydrolase activity
Source: RefSeq, a predicted model, not a curated record
AUGCCUCAAAAGCGAUCCUUUCUCCAGGCUCUCAAAGCCGAUGAGCUCAACCAAACCAGCUUUCUUCAAAAGUUUGUACAAGCCCCAUCUCCAAACCCACCUGGGGACACAAGCAAAGCAACAGCAGUCAUUGGAGAAUAUUUAUCCUCCAAGAACAUCCCUUACGAACUUGUCGAUGUCAGCAGAGAUGGCAAAGUCAAUGUAGUUAGCGAUUUUCAAGGAGGAAAAGGCCCUGGCCCACGCGUCGUGCUGAAUGGCCAUGUCGAUGUUUUCCCCGUCGGCGAUGGCAGCGGCUGGUCUCGAGAUCCUUGGUCGGGCGAUAUUGUCGAUGGAAGACUCCACGGGCGCGGAGUCGUAGACAUGAAGUCUGGGACUGCUUCGCUCAUCAUUGCAUAUGCUUUUUUGUACGAGCGUCGCCAUCUCCUGUCGGGAAGUGUUGCCCUUUGCGCUGUCGCGGACGAAGAGACUGGUGGGAAAUGGGGCACCAAAUAUCUCAUUGAACACGACAAGCAAAGAUGGGGUGGUGAUCUCAUGUUGUGUGCCGAGCCAGGCGGUCUCGAUACUAUCAGAUUCGCAGAAAAGGGAACGCUGCGAUUGACAUGUACUGUCGAGACCAAGGGUGCGUUAGGACCAUAUCUUCAUCUCACCAAGGGCGCCAUCCGAACAGCCAGCGCUUUCAUAAAUGAGGUCAUCAAGUCCGUGGAAUCACUACCAGUUGAUCUACCAGUCGAGAUGGAGAGACAUCUGGAAAAGCCAGAGGUCAAGCGAGCUAUCGAUCAAGCAAUGGGCCCUGGAACUACAACAAUAAUUGCUCGACCGACUGUUAAUGUUGGCACAAUUAAGGGCGGUCUCAAAGUCAACAUGAUCCCAGAAACAUGUAUCUUCGAGCUGGAUAUCCGUAUGCCUGUUGGGAUGCGAGAAGAUACGAUCUUGGAGCUGAUUGGCACUAUCAUCCCGCAGUACGAGCCCGCGAGCAUUACGAUCCAGAAGCAAGCUGCUGCGAGUAAUCGUUUCAAUUACUCGGUGAUCGAUCAUCCCAUCGUUGAUUAUCUCAAAGACAACGCCAAGAGCCUGCAGCCAGAUGCUGAGGCUCCUAUUCCCAUCCUCUCGAUGGGCGGAUCAGAUUUGUCCUAUCCAUCAUCUCUGAAGUUUCGAUGCGCUGACCCCUCGGACACCACCAGCCUGCAGUGUGCUUUCUUCCAUCGAAAUAUUGCAGCCAGAAGGUCUUUAGCCAAAGCAGUUGCCCUUGGCGUCGCUUCACUGGACAUUGACCAUGGUACCGCAAAACACGAUCUCGUUACUUCUCUCACAGGCAUUGCUACCACAAGCUACGUGUCUCCUGCCAUUUGUGGAGUCGAUAAUCAAUCCAAGGCGGUUGAUAUCACGGUGUUGAGCGACGUUGGUGUCGAUCCUAGUGUGGACCACCUAUACACUAUCAAAACUGUCGGCGAGGUCCUCGAACAUGGCGGAAAGCAAGGCGUUCCAUACGAUGUUCUUAAUGGAUACUCGUUCCUUCCAUAUCCCAAUCGAGAUUCUGUACCAUUUCGUCAUGGUUAUGGGGUCCCCGAAGCUCGCACCAUCAUCCGGGGUUCAUUCAGAGGCAAUGGCAACUCUGCUCUGGCUAGGCCUCUGAUCAACAUUGGCUGGCUUGACACGGGCUCCAAAGCCUGGCUGAAGGAGGGUAUCAAAUGGUCGCACAUUCGGCAGAAACUUAAAGGCGCAGAUUCUGCCGCUGAGGCUGAUCUUCUGGCCAAGGCAGAUGAACUUCACAAUUGCUGCUCCCCCGAAUAA